CGCGUAUCGGCAACGAGAGUCGACAGAACAGAACAGAAUCAGAAUCAGAAAGAGAAAACGGAGGAAGCAAGAAGAAGAGUCAAUGGAGGAUUUAUGGAAGAGAGCCAAAAGUUUCGCAGAAGAAGCGGCUAAGAAAUCCCAGACCUUAACGUCGACCUCCACACUCUCCGAAUUGGUCUCCGAAACUGCCAAAAAGUCCAAGGAGCUCGCCGCCGAGGCAUCCAAGACGGCUGAUCUCAUUAAAACCGCCGCCAUCCACCACGCCGAUCACCUCAAAUCACUCAACGUCUCCGACAUUAUUCCUCCUCAACUCUCUUCCAUUUCCAUCCCCAAUUUCUCCGCCCCCUCCCCGCAUUCUCACUCCGACCUCCACAAGUUUGGCCUCGACGACGAUCUGAGGGACUUCGUUAGGGGCUUCACUUCGACGACUUUCCAGAACUUUCCGAUCCAAGACGCGCCGGAGGUCUCUGACGUAUCGGUUACGGCCUCGAAUGUGCGCAAGGAUCUGACGGAAUGGCAGGAACAUCAUGCCACGCUGGUUCUCACCAAUGUCAAGGAAAUUUCAAGAUUAAGAUACGAAUUAUGUCCAAGAAUUAUGAAAGAGAGGAUAUUCUGGAGGAUAUAUUUUACACUUGUCAACAGUCAUGUUGCUCCAUAUGAGAAGAAAUACAUGGAAGAGAUUAAGCUAAAGUCCGAGGAACAAAGAAAAGCUGAUGAAGGUAAGCAAACUCCGUUGGUCGGAGCCUCCGAAAAAGUUGAAGGGACCGAAAAGAACCUGAAGGGCAAAACUUCCAAUUUGUCAUCUGCUGACCAAGACUUGGAUACUUUUCUUUUGGGAGAUCUUGAAGACAGUGAUGGAGGAGGUGCAGAUGAUGGUGAUGAAAGUUUCGAUGAUGACUUUGACAAGAUUGAAAAUUCGGACGUCGAAGAAGAAAACCCGAAGGGGGGAGCUGCAGCAAGUUAGAAUCAAACGUACAAUGAGAUGAGAAAAAGAUGCAACAGGUGAGACACGGGGUUUACAGGAGGAAUCGUGGCUUGGCUUGACUUCCAUGACAAAUAGACAGACGGGCUGUUGAGAAGAAAGUGGUGGUGAAUAGUGAAUACUAUACCUUAUCGAAGUAUUGCUUGCAUAAGGAGAGGAAAAAAAAAAAAAAAGAUUGCAGGUUGUUUCUAUAGCAAUAUCAGUAAAUUUUUACUCCCUAUCGAUUCUAUUCAAUUGUAUAAACAAACCAACGCUAUCAUUGAUUGUCGACUCUCUAUAUACUACUGGGAGUGGCUGGUGUUCCCUUGCUCGCAGUUGUACMAAUCUGCAGCUCAACAAAUGGAAUUAUUCUGUUCUUACUUU
Molecule: messenger RNA, 1345 nt
Organism: Momordica charantia (bitter melon)
Lineage: Eukaryota; Viridiplantae; Streptophyta; Magnoliopsida; Cucurbitales; Cucurbitaceae
Product: BSD domain-containing protein
Source: RefSeq, a predicted model, not a curated record